AGGACUGCAUGGCGGUCCUCACGCCCAACACUGCUUUGGAACAUGUUCUGAAGAGCUUGUUUGAUGAAGAGAAAAAGGAUGAGUUAGUCCAAGAAGCUCACUUUUUUGUGCUCGCAAUGGUGGCCUCCAGCGCGGAGGUCCGGGACAGCAGUGUUCUUUGGGACCUCAUACAGUCUUUGCCGACGCUGAUUUCCUCAGCGCCCUCCAGCGCCAGCUUGGACUUUACCAAAAAGACUGCGAUUGAGCUCUUGGGUAAUCUAUGGCAAUGGGUGAAUUCCAGGAAAGACUUUUUAGGACUCGCAUUGGUGAUGAUCUCGCAGCUGCUUGUUCCAGAUCUGAGCAGCAGUCCAGCACAUGAGCUAGAUCGUGCCAGGCAAGUCCAGCAGGCAGCUUCCACAGCAUUCAAACACAUUUGUGUUGGGGGCAAGCUUCAUUUGGAGGACUUGCUACCAGAGCUCUUGGAUCUCUACGGGGUGACUAUGGCGUUGCCCAUCCGGAUGCACCUCUCGAUCGUUGAGGGUGUCGGAUCCGUCGUAGCAAGUCUCAACCAGGAGGACCAGCUUCGAUCUGGACUGGAGCAGAUGGUUGCACCCCUGGCCCAGGGCUUGGACUCUGCAAGGCAGAAGCCACAUCUCCUUGGCGAGAUCUUGGACAGGCUCAUCGUGAUCAUAAAGCAGCUCCACAUGACCGAAAGUAAUGCCAAAGCAACCUGCAUUGGUCACCUGCUUUGCAACACCCUUUGGCCAAUGAUUCGGCAAUGCCUACAUCACCACCCCACAGAUUCGAAGCUGGUUGAGAAGAGCUGCCAGUUGCUGAAGGAUUCCAUGCGCUGUGUGCCUGAUCUCUUCAAGCAUCACCUCCCCGAUGUGGCUCGGACAUUGGUCACCGCCUUCCAGCAGCAUCAGCAUUCGACUUACCUUUACUCGGCAGAGGUUCUAGCUCGUACAUAUGCAAAAGACCCUGAGAAUGUCCCGGUGCUCACCGAGCUGUUCAAUCAGCUUAGCGGCAUUGGCUUGCAAAGCCUCGUCCAUUCGGAAGACAAGCUGGAAGAGAUCCGAGAACUUGCGGAGGCUCGGGAGUCCAUCCCUGCCAUCCUGCAGCCUUGGGCCUUUACCAUGGCGCGGCAGCUUUACGAGUCCGAGUUGCAGGAGGCCCGCUCAAGUCUUGCAAAGCUCCAGGCUGAACUGCAAGAGGUGCCGAGCUAUGCGCUGCCCAAGAAGAAGCACGGAAGGCCAACGCACGAGCUGCUGCAGCAUCGAAAGCUUGGGGAAGAUGAGCCUUGACCUCGCUGGCUUCGGUUGGCCUGGCAGGCAAACUGGGCCACAAGGUUGUGGAGACUCAUCGUUGUUGCAGCUUGACUGAGCAAUUUGAACGCAUGUGGCCAAUCAAAUCCCACCUUAAUUCACGCAGUAGAGAUGCAGAUAGCAUUUAUUAUGCCCUCACUCCUGCAUUCAGGCAGAAUGCCAGAGUGUCUUUAUUUUGUUCUUUUGUCCAGGGCCAAAGUGGGCACCAGUCACCAUUCAACGUUUGCUUUCCAAAGCAGCAGAAAUGACAAUCACAUGAUUUCGCUUGCAGCCUGGGAUAUGGAUUUACAGUAACCAGGUUGCUGUGAAGAAGGAAAUGAUUUGCGCUGCUGGACUUGUUUUUUGGCGGGCCAGGAGGCUACAUAUACUCUGUAUAGCAGCAAUGAUC
Molecule: messenger RNA, 1692 nt
Organism: Durusdinium trenchii
Lineage: Eukaryota; Dinophyceae; Suessiales; Symbiodiniaceae
Source: the annotation of a GenBank genome assembly